Messenger RNA from Phycodurus eques (leafy seadragon), 4384 nucleotides. It is a transcript of the gene snx30, whose product is annotated as sorting nexin family member 30. The coding region runs from base 177 to 1505 and encodes 442 amino acids. The transcript is spliced from 9 exons. The record is from RefSeq and is a predicted model, not a curated record. Gene Ontology annotation, molecular function: phosphatidylinositol binding. Lineage: Eukaryota; Metazoa; Chordata; Actinopteri; Syngnathiformes; Syngnathidae.
AACCUCCGCAGCUGCGCCGUCGGGGUCAGCUGACGAUGAUAGCGGCUCCGGAUCUCCGUUCCUUACAAGCAGACGAACAGAAAAUCUUUUCGCCUGUAGGUGCAGACGCCAGUAGCAGCCGUACACUGGACAACCGUUAGCCUCGACUUCCAGGCGAGCCCCGCGCCUGCCGCACGAUGAGCGACGGCGCCCAGCGAGGCCUGGCCAGCUCGGGACAGAAGCACAUCGCGGACAUUCUCCAUCCGCUGUCCGCCGCCGUCGAGCCCCUGUCCCCCGGGCAAGAUGUCAGCGUCACCGCUGGGGGCGACAAGGAGGCAGGGCUGUCCAAUGGCACGCCAGUGGACACGCCAAGUCCCGCCUCGGCAUCGUCGCUGUUCAACAGGCUGCAGCUGGACGACAUCGAGUCAGACCCCCAGGACCGCUAUGGCUCCACCGAAACGCGUGACCUGUUUGUAACGGUGGAUGACCCAAAGAAGCACGUCUCAACCAUGGAGACCUACAUCACCUACAGAGUGUCCACCAAGACAACGCGGAUCGAGUUCGACCUGCCGGAAUACUGCGUGCGACGACGCUACCAAGACUUCGAUUGGCUGAGGAUCAAACUGGAGGACAGCCAGCCCACCCAUCUCAUCCCGCCCCUGCCAGAGAAGUUCGUGAUGAAGGGCGUAGUGGAUCGUUUUUCGGAAGAGUUUGUCGAAACGCGCAUGAAGGCGCUGGACAAGUUCUUGAAGCGAGUUGCGGACCACCCAGUCCUCUCUUUCAACACACAUCUCAACGCUUUUCUGUCAGCUAAGGACCUGAACAAGCGUCAGGGUCUGGCACUGCUCACCAAGGUGGGCGAGUCGGUGAAGCAUGUGGCCGGAGGCUACAAGCUGAGGGGGCGGCCGCCCGAGUUCUGCGCCAUGGGAGAGUACCUGGACACUUUCAGCCAGAAACUGGGCACCAUCGACCGCAUCGCUCAGAGGAUCCUCAAAGAGCAGUCAGAGUACUUAGCUGAGCUGCGGGAGUACGGCACUGUGUACUCCAGUUGGACGGGCUCGGAAGAGGAGCUGCAGCGCCCCCUGGAGGGGUUGGCGAGCUCCAUUUCGACGUGUUGCGGGGCGAUGGACGACCAGUGUGAGAACAUGGGCCAGGACUUCCUGCCUGUUCUUAGAGAGUAUAUGCUCUACAUCGAGUCCAUGAAGAAUGUUUUGAAGAAGCGUGACCAGAGUCAGGCGGAGUACGAGGGACGCCUGGAAGCCGCCGUGCUACGCAAACAGGAGGACAGAACGCCUAUGCCACCCGAGGUGGAGCGGUGCCAGGACAAGGUGGAAUGUUUCAACGCCGACUUAAAGGCCGACUGGGAGCGCUGGCAGAGCAACAAGCGACACGACUUCAAGCAGCUUCUCAGCGGCAUGGCCGACAAAAACAUCAAUUACUAUGAGAAGUGCCAAGCAGCGUGGGAGUCACUCCUAAGUGUCCUGCAGGACAAACAGACUGAGGAUCAAACGAGCGAGACGGACUGAAGCGUCUGGUCACGCUGGCCUGUUGGCUCUCGUCCAUCACACACAUUUUCACGCCAAGAACCAAGCGGGCCUUUGGCCCCCAACUGUAGGACCGUGUCCCCGUUCUCCCGAGUCGACUGUCAUUAUCGGACCUUUCCAGGAGACAGUGAAUGCAGCGUACAGUACGUGUAUGUGACCAGCAGUGACCUAUCUUUUUGUCACCGCUCUUUUUCUACUUCAUAUCACCCGUUAACAGUUGCCAAUGCUGCUUAUUUAACCACGUGCUAAAGGAACGUGUUUCAUUUUUUCCUCAUCCUAUUUACAGUUUGAGACAAGGGUACUUUUUUUUUUUUUUUUUUUUUAAUUUUUUAUUUUUUAUUUUUUUUCCCCCCCCUUGGUCAGAUAUUGUCAGUCGGAUUCCAGUCAGCAACCUGUAGAUAGAGCCACAAACUAAUUCCCCCUCAAUUACCUGUUAAAGAUUGUUUUCCAAAGGUUCUCAAAUUUUUUUGUCCUUCCACUUAUGUCGGAUCACUUUAAAAAUCCAUUUGCAGAAAGCUGAAACUUGCCGCGGUGUCUUCGUUUCACAACACGGCCCUGGAAAUGCUGCGGCAGCUUUGCAUUACGGCCUCAGACGAGCGCAUUAGCUGUUCUGAUUCCUAUUUGAUUCACGUCCUUCAGCCAGACAGACAGUGAGCAGCUAAGGUGUCCCAUUUGAAGGCUGAGCUCCAUUGGAUCGAUCUCUCUUUCGAUUAGUUUGCCACGAAAUCACUCUCACUAAUUAGAACAUGUUUUCUAGCUCGUCACCUCCGCUGUGGCUCAAGGGAAAUAUUUUGAAAAGAGAAACGGUACUGCAACUUUAGCUGGUGGCAUCUUCUUCUUAUCUUUAAAUGUUUCUUAAAUGAUCUUGCUUUAAGGAAAAUGUCCACCUAUCUAAUGUUGGAGACCUCACACUUGAUAGAUGGCUUGGAGCAGUAUGAAUAAAAAAAAAAACUCUAUUGGAUCAAAAUAAGGAUUAUAACAGCGUAUUGGAUGACAUCUAGUGGUAAACAAGGGUUUAUCCAUUUUAUCUUGCAAAUCUCUGCUGCCUCUUUCCAGUCAUUUGCUUUUAUUUUGUAGUUAUUAUUACCUUGUUUACAGUGCAAAUGACCUCUCAGUUCAGUUCUAAAUAAUUUGACAGUGUCAUUCAAAAAUGAGUAUUAUGUUUGUAAGUCCAGAUUGUUUUGAUACAGCGAUCGUUAGUUACACAAAGUGAUUCAACCACUAUUGUAAAUUACAUUUAUUUGCUUUCAAUAGAAGGGCACUUUCAAAUAAACAAUUGCCGCUAGUAAUUUUAGCUGUCUUGAGCUAUUUAAAUUAUUCUUGUUUUGUUGAAGUCUGCUACCGUUGCAAAUAAAUAUGAUUUCAAUGGGGAUAUUAAUGUAUGACUAAUUUUGAGUGCAUCUGCAUAGUCCUGAUAGUAAAAGACAAUGCCUGGUCUCUUACAUAUGAACUUAAAAAGCACAAGAAGUAUGAGGGAAUUGUAAUUUCAGUACUGUUGUAAUCGGAUUUCAAGAUGGCUACAGCUUGGGGAUGUGCCUGGUCGCCAGUUGGCUUGCCUUCUAAGCAAAUGUUCUGCUGUAUUUUGGUUGAAAUCUAAUUAAGAGCAUACAUUUGCUGAAGAAGCACCACAAGGCCUCCUGAAAUCGAACUGUUUCAGCAGAGGCGCAGACUAAAAUGAGCUCUCGAUCUGUUGAUACUUUUGACUGAAUGUAGCAGUUGCUAAUAUUUAAAAAGAAAUGAUUAAAAACUGUUUCAUUUAAGUAGAGUAUUUUUGUUUUGUGUAAUGUAUCCCAAAUGUACAGCCGAGAAGUUGUCGGUUGAUCCAUUUAAUGUGAAAAUGUAACCAUUAUAGAAGGGAUGAAACAUUCUCAACAAUAAUAUUAAGCUAAUGUACUGAAAGAAUUGACUUUGUUGUUGUUUGAAUCAGAGAUGCUAAUUUGAACCUCAACAGCAUCUCUUCUAUUUUUGUCGUAGCUUAAUGUUAGUUUGCCUGCUGAUUUAUUGCUGCACGAUACACUAUUCCUCCUACUUGCUUCUUUUCUUUUCUAAAAAAUGUCUUUGAGUUGCCAAAAGUUAAAAUCCUGGUGGCAAUUUUCCUUUGUAUUUUGAUAAUGCAGAAUGUUGAAACCCUAAAUGAAGACAAGAUGACUGCCAACACCUAUUCUGUACGAAGAGAUGUUUGUUUGAAUCUACAAAUCUUUAGAAAAAUGACCAAGUCCUAAUGUCCUCAUAAUUUCCUUCAUUACAUCACAGGAAUAAUAUGAUCACAUUAAUUGAAGACUCUAAAUUGCCCGUAGGUGUGACUGUGCGUGCGAAUGGUUGUUUGUUUGUAUGUUCCCUGCGAUUGGCUGGCGACCGGUUCAGGGUGUACCCCGCCUCCUGCCCGAUGAUAGCUGGGAUAGGCUCCAGCACGCCCGCGACCCUAGUGAGGAGAAGCGGCUCAGAAAAUGGAUGGAUGUUAAUGUUUAUUUUUCAAAAAGCUAAGUGCUUAUGACUUCAGUUAUUUUCUGCCUUUUGCUCCCUGAUGUUUACAUUUUACUUUCGGUCCAUUUUGUACACUUGAACAUCUUGUAAUUACAUAUAAAUAUAAAGCCUGUAUAUUGAUGUUGUUUUGAUGCAAUUAUCUUUACCUCAAAUUAUUUUGGAAUAUAUUGGACCAAUAUUAAAAUAAAUUGAUUUGAUAUUUAUCUGCGCAGAUUUUUUUUUUUUUUAAUUGUAGUUGAAAUGUAAUUUUUUUAAAAACAGCUUUUCAUUCAUUGAAAUUUAAAUAAAAAUACUAAUGGUCAUGUAAAGAUAAUGUAUAAAUUAUAAGUAAUGCCAGUUUGGCCACAGCUUUAGAGUUAUUAAACGUCUCCAAUCUG